This is a messenger RNA of Acaulospora morrowiae, 1050 nucleotides long. The record is from the annotation of a GenBank genome assembly. NCBI's taxonomy places the organism in Eukaryota, Fungi, Glomeromycota, Glomeromycetes, Diversisporales, Acaulosporaceae.
AGUGUAAAUAAAAGCUCUUCAAAAAAUUUUGGAAUCUUAUCAUCGCGGGAAACAAAUCGCAAGAUGAAUUCGCACGGAUACACGCACGAGAAUGGAAUAAAUGGGAACACACCUAAUAAUCCGCGUCCUAAUCAACAUAACCCAUAUACUCCGCGAUAUGCCGACUUAUUAAGCCGAGUUAGUAAUUUUUCAAUAAUCGAGUCAACUCUAAGAGAGGGGGAACAAUUUGCUAAUGCUUUUUUCGAUACUGCAAAAAAAAUUGAAAUUGCCAAAGCGCUAGAUGAUUUUGGAGUUGAAUAUAUUGAGCUUACUUCUCCCGCUGCUUCCGAACAAUCUAAACAAGACUGUAUUGAAAUUUGUAAGUUAGGAUUGAAGGCAAAGAUCCUGACUCACAUAAGAUGUCAUAUGGAUGAUGCUAGAAUAGCAGUUGAAACUGUUGAAAGGAUUUGGUCAUAUGAAUAUUUUAAACCAUUUUUAACGAUCUUUGAUUUUGCACAAUCUUCGAUUAAAGGUGUUGAUGGUGUUGAUGUCGUAAUAGGAACUUCAUCAUACCUACGGGAAUUUUCACACGGAAAGGACAUGGAUUAUAUUGUUAAUGCAGCCACUGAAGUCAUACAGUUUGUUAAGUCCAAGGGCAUUGAGGUUCGAUUUUCCUCAGAAGAUUCAUUUAGGAGCGAUCUGGUUGAUUUGUUAAGUAUUUAUCGUAAAGCUGACGAAUUGGGAGUUAAUCGAGUUGGCAUUGCUGAUACGGUUGGUUGCGCCAAUCCUCGACAAGUUUAUGAGUUAGUUCGAACACUUCGUGGUGUUGUCUCCUGCGAUAUUGAAUGUCAUUUUCAUAAUGACACUGGAUGCGCUAUUGCCAAUGCAUAUGCUGCCCUUGAGGCCGGAGCGACACAUAUAGAUACUUCUGUAUUAGGAAUCGGUGAACGUAAUGGUAUAACCCCACUUGGUGGACUAGUCGCUCGUAUGUACACUGCAAAUAAGGAUUACGUCAAGUCCAAAUACAAGCUUCAUAUGCUCCGUGAUCUUGAAAACAUAGUUGCUAAUGCG